CACACAACCCUGCUCUGCAGGCAGAGGUGGAACUGGGUUUAGCUGAAGCAGCGGCUGCACCUUCCAAAAGGGGAUUUGCAAGAACCAUCUUAGCGCCAGCCUUCUUUGCAGCCAGGAAGGAGGAGGGGUGCCCUGUUGCUUCAGACCGAAAACUCCCCUGGGUUCUGUAGCUGUGAUUUUGAAUGGAAAGAGGCAUAGGCAAAACAGAAGGGCUGAGCUUCUGGUGCAAAAAGGAGCUGUGAAAAGUAACAGGAGUGCAUAUUUCCCACCUCUGGUACUCAGAGCCCCACCAAGACCAGCCCCACCCUUGGGCAGACUGAAGCAGCUGCCUCGGGUGGUAAAUCUCCAGGAACCCUUCUGACCCUGAGAGGCGGCAGAAUUUCAUUUUGGCUUCCUUUUGGCACCGCCCCAUUCAUCCAGCAUCAUGGCGCUUCUCCAGGUGACUUUUGAGGAGGUGGCUGUGUAUUUCACUGAGCAGGAAUGGGCCUUGCUGGAUGCGAACGAGAGAGCCUUAUAUUGGGAUGUCAUGCAGGCGAACUACGAGCACCUGACUUCACUCGGUGUCCACCUCACCCCAACAGAUAGCAGGAUUUCAUCUUGGCUUCCUCUGGCACCCUCCCAUUCUCCUGUCAGCAUGGAAAUUCCCCAGGUGGUGGCUUUUGAGGAGGUGGCUGUGUAUUUCACUGAGCCGGAGUGGGCCUUGCUGGAUGCGAGCAAGCGAGCGCUUUACUGGGACGUCAUGCGGGAGAAUUACGAGCGCUGGGCUUCACUGGGUAAGUAUCCUGCCUGUUAUCCCUUCCCUUAUUAAACACUUGAGCCCUGGCAUCUUAAACUGGAUUUGUCUUUCCCUGCUACUUUUUAGCUUUAUUGAUAAUGGUGGGGAUCGUGAAGGCUGCCUUGGGUGUUUGUCACCUUUGAAGGUGAUCCGAAACUAAAAUUAAUCCAGAAUGCGGCAGCCAGAGAGAUGACUGGGAGCGGCUGCCGAGACUACAUAACACC
Podarcis muralis (Common wall lizard) is the source of this 999-nucleotide messenger RNA. NCBI's taxonomy places the organism in Eukaryota, Metazoa, Chordata, Lepidosauria, Squamata, Lacertidae. The record is from RefSeq and is a predicted model, not a curated record.